AGGAAGGAAAACAAAAUGGCGAACAGGGAUAGACCGAAGAAAGAGUUCGGUGGUGUUUUGGGCAUGUUACAAGUUGUUUUCCCACAGCAAAAGCUUGUAGUCGAUAAAAAGACAAUAGAAAAAUCAUGGAAGUUAAUGGACAAGGUUGUGAAAUCGUGCCAACACCCGAGAAUGAACCUAAGAAACAGUCCUCCAUUCAUUUUGGAUAUCUUACCUGACACUUAUCAACACUUGCGUUUAGUGGCUAACCGUUAUGACGAUAAAAUAAACACAUUAAACGAGAAUGAAUAUUUUAGAAUAUUUAUUGAAAAUUUAAUGAACAAAUGCAAAAAUACAAUCAAGCUUUUUAAGGAAGGAAAGGAGAAAAUGUUUGAUGAAAAUUCACAUUACAGAAGAAAUUUGACAAAACUGUCACUUGUCUUUUCACACAUGCUUGCAGAAUUGAAGGCCAUUUAUCCUAAUGGCACAUAUGCAGGCGACACAUUUAGAAUAACUAAAGCUGAUGCUGCUGAUUGGUGGAAGGAUUCAUUUGGAAAUAAAACGAUUGUUUCAUGGAAGAUAUUUAGACAGACACUUCAUGAGUGCCAUCCUAUCAGUUCUCCAUUGGAGGCUAUGGCUCUUAAAUCGACUAUAGAUUUGACCUGUAAUGACUUUAUAUCAAUAUUUGAAUUUGAUGUGUUCUCAAGAUUAUUCCAGCCAUGGAUCAAUUUACUACGGAACUGGAAUGUUUUGGCAGUGACGCAUCCUGGUUAUGUAGCUUUCCUAACAUAUGAUGAAGUCAAGGCUAGACUUCAGAAAUAUGUCGGCAAACCUGGAAGUUAUGUGUUCAGAUUAAGCUGUACCAGAUUAGGACAGUGGGCUAUAGGAUAUGUAACAGCAGAAGGACAGAUACUGCAGACGAUACCACAGAAUAAAUCCCUUUGUCAGGCAUUACUGGAUGGCCAGAGAGAGGGAUUUUUUAAAUAUCCAGAUGGCAGAAGUAUAAACCCAGACUUAAGUUAUUUAGUUCAGGAUUCUCAGGAGGAUCAUAUAAAAGUUACCCAGGAGCAGUACGAACUUUACUGUGAAAUGGGAUCAACAUUUCAGUUAUGUAAAAUAUGUGCAGAAAAUGACAAAGACAUUAAGAUUGAACCAUGUGGUCAUCUAUUAUGUACACCGUGCUUAACACAAUGGCAGGACUCUGAUGGUCAGGGAUGUCCCUUCUGCAGGUGUGAAAUCAAAGGUACAGAGCAGGUGAUUGUUGAUCCGUUUAAUCCACAUCCACAGAAACGGUCACAUAUGAUGAUAGUCACACAUGACGAUGAUGAUGACGAUGACCAUGUAGGAAUGAGUAGUUCACAGGCCCAAGGGACAAGUAGUCCAGUAUCAUCUGGAGUUAGUUCAGGAACUAAUAGUCCACAGGCCUCUGGGUUAAGCCCUACAACAGCUAGUGGAGGGGUUAGCCUUUCACAUGGGAUGAGAGAAAGAUCCUCACCCUUUGAUUCUCCUGGAGUAGGGAAGAGAGACUUACCCCCACCACCACCGCCAGUGCCACCUAGACGUUCCUCACCAGUUCCAUCACCUACAGUUUCACCAACAUCAUCACCCAGACCACCAUGGCCCGAGGCCAUCAGUCGGAGACAGCUGCCUCCAACACCACCUUCUGAAGAUAAAAAUAUUAUACCUCAGCCUACCAAUAAAACAGUAUGUACAGAUCCUGACGGGUCAGGGCCAAGGCCACCAGGAAUAUCUUACGCUGAAUUACGUUACGAUGUCCCAGCAUCCUCAUCAUCAUCAUCACAUCCAAACACAGCAAAUAAUUGUUUAUAUCUGUCUCAGCCUGAAACAGACAGCACAAUGAUGGACGAAUCACAGCCAGAUGAAUAUUCAGUGCCAAAGGGAGGGACUAUUUUCUCCCUCACAGGUAAAACACCAGCACACAGGGUACCAACUGAUUACGACCUUCCACCAUUACCUGCCCCUAGGAAAAACCUACCAGGAGAUCCAUACAAAAAGGGAGAUAAUUCAGAUAUACCUUUACCUGUACGAAAUCGUGAUAGCAGGGAAAGAUUAAAAGAAAAUUGUGAUAGUAAUAAAGAAAAUAGUGUUGAUGAACAAUCAGUGGACCAUUUAGUACAGAAAGGUUAUGACCGGUUACGAGUGGUUGAUGCACUUAGAGUAGCCAGAAAUAAUUUACGAAUGGCAGAAGACAUUUUGGAGACAUUUGUUAGAAAUUAACACCCCUUAUAUGAUUUCUUCCGUUUAUAAUUAUGAUUUGUCACAGACACUUUUUGUUUUGUUUUUCCAUAUAUUUGUUUUCAAUCAAAUAGUUUCCAAGACCCAUAUUUUUCAUAUUUUGAAAAUAUUUUGAUAGGUUUAUUACAUGUAAUACACAUCUGUAUAGAUUAAAAAGAACACCAAAUUUUUAUAAAACAAUUCAUAGCUGGUUAUAGAUAUUUAUAUAAGUAUUCUUUCAGAUGUUUACACUAGUUUUCUUUGACAUGUUUACCCAAAUAUUUUGUCAAAUUCAAAACUGUGGUGUGACAACAGUGCUUCUGUGCAGGAAUCCCAAUAGGAUCAUAUUUCCAGGAUAAGUCUGAUGUGUCCAACUAGAAUAUCACUGAAAGGGACUUUGUUGGGUUCUUUUUCACAUGAUGAAGAAAAAAUUUCUGUUAUAAUUUUUUCUUGGACUAUUUUCCCAAACGCAGGCUCAUUUUUUACGGCCAUUAGAAUGAAAUGAAGAGUAUUUACUGUAAAAAAAGCUCUAGUUGAAAUAUCCUGUCAUCAAAAAAGUUGCUAGUAAUGGUUACUUGGAUGGCAAGAUGGCUGAGGUUUACCUGAAAAUGUACAAAUAUACUAGAACAGGACAUCAAUCUAUCUUUUUGGAGUUGUUUCCCAUAUUCAGCUGGAUUGCGACUUACUCAUGAUUUUACAGAAUCAUGUUGUUUACAUAGCAACCAACCAGUGUAUCCAUGUUCAAAGUAUUGAAAUGAAGAAUCUAAUAGGUUUGAAAUAAAUAAAAAAUAAUUUUUAUCCAAAGUUAAUAUUGAGAAUAUAUAUGAAAAAGAAUGUGAAAAAGAACUAUAGAAACUAGGAAAUUUUCAUAUGUUUGAUAAAAAUUUACACAUAUUUCACAUAUUACAUUUUUGUUUUCAUUUUUACCAUGAAAAGAAAACGAGCUUUAUAAGGCAAAACAUGCUUUUACUAUGUUAUUUGUAUGUUAUUGGAAAAUGAUGGAUAAAUCAUGGACUAAAGUCCACUGACAUUUCACCCUUCAAAGUAAAGAAAAUGUAUCUCUGUAUCAAACUCAAUCAUUUUCAUUAUAUUUUGUGUUAAAAUUUCUUACUUUAAACUCCUGAUGGUUGCCAGGAAUGGCUUGGAUGUCUAGUUUCAAAUGAAAAGAAGAUGUAUGGCUUGCUAACAUUUUUUGGAAACCAUGUUACCACUGUAUAAUAAUGAGUUACAUCUAGCAUCUUGAGAGUAUGUUUACAAGUCAAGGGCACAUCUAUGGUCCCUAACUUUGUAUUUUUUUUUUAAAGUGGGCAUAAUUUGCCACAAAGUUCAGUCUCAAAGGAAAGUAAUGUUCCUGAUAUCAGUGCAAUAAAUCAACUUAUCUUUCAUCAACCACUCGUAUAUAGAUAUGUUAUUUAUUUGAUAAGUUUCUUGUCUUGUUUGCUGUGUACAUAUAAAAUUAACAAAAUUAUUCAGAAUAUUAAGAAUUUUAGAUCUUCAUUGAUGUGACCAUAAACUAUAUAUUCUCCUUGACUUGCUAGUGGGUGAUUGUCAAGAAGUUGAAAAUCAGUUUUCACAUAUGAAUUUUUUUUUAGCUUAUUAUUUCACAACUCUAGGAAUGGGGCUAUAUUGCAAUCUCACUGUCUGUCAGUCCGUUUGUGCAACAAACAACUUUGUCAUACAUUUUUCCAGGGAUGACUUAAAACAUGUAAGCACUUUUUCGGACACCUACUUUCUGUUUCCCACUAAUAAUAUCGAAUCCACAGUAUUCUGGUCCUAUAUCUUUCUUUAAAAUCUUAUUCAGGGCCAAUAACUUUGGUACUGAGAGUUUAAAAUCUUUAUUUGUUUAUUUAUUUUUACAUUUUUCCUUGUACAUAAAUGUGACAAAUUCACUGAAAAUACUUUUCUCCAGAGCAUAUUUCCAAUACUCAAGGUUACUUUCACAACAGCAAAUUGAAGUAGGUAAUUUUAGAUAUUUUAAAUACGAAAAGAAAGUGACAAUAUCUUAUCAGCUACCUUGUAAUCGUAAAAUCUGCUGGAAGAAAUCAGAUUUAUACAUGUGCUCUUGUGUCCCUAUUUGGGAAGGAAUUUUUGUUGUAGUUAUAUGGUUAUUAAAAACGCAAAAUUCUAUUGGUUUAUGUCCUGUUGUGUGAUAUUCUGUUAAAAUUACUAUAUUUAAAAAAAUCGUAUUGAUUCAGCUUCAUUAUCAAUAUUGCACGUUUUCCCCUAUUACAUAAUUAUUAGUGUCUUUUGUAGGAGAUAGAUUGAGGUUUGAAAGACAUUUGUCCAUGAAACAAUUUCUCAUUUCGAUACAACAAAAGUCCAUAAUUGUAUAUUACAUGUUUUUGCAAUUGAUUGGAUAUAACAGUUAUAUUCUGAUAACUUAAUGUACAAUGUAUAUCUACCAAAUCUAUUUUUGAUGCAGGCAAAUUUUAAAACAGAAAACUUGUCUCCAAAUUAGCAAGUUGUACAGCUUUUUCUAAGGUGAGGUAGAAAUGAUUUUGAUUUACUAAGCGCUUUGGGUCAGAGGAAGAAAUUCAAAUUGUCUCCCAUUAACUAGGUGGUGAAAGGUAACAUGUUUGGGUUUUUCAUUCAUAGACAUCAAAACAUUUUUUCCUUUGAAUUUGUGUUAAGAAUACUUACAUUAAUUUUCAAAAUAAUUUCCAUAAAAACCAAAUGACAGUUAGUUUUCUCAUGUCAGAACCUUUUAUAGCUGACUAUACAUAUGGGUUUUUCUCAUUGUUGAAGGCAUCCACAUCAUUUUAACUCGGGUGGAUAGUUGCCUCAUUGGCAAUCAAACCAUUUCUCUUUAUUUUUUACUGUUGACAGGUGUCAUUUAUAAUGCAUUGUUUAUAUUGAAUCAUCAUUAUAUGUAAUCUAUACAAAAUGCCAUACAGUAUUGAUAAAAUACUUUAUGAUAGUAUUCUUAUUUUAAUGAAACAUGAUUUUGUUCGAAGAAAUUAUACGGUUACUGCUUCAAUCAAAUGGUCAGUCAGGAAUGUACUAUUCUUGCCAUGUUAUUCAAAUAUAUCAAUUUAUUUAUAAGCUACAAAUUUUAAAGUCUGCCAUUAAAAAAUAUAUGUUAUGUUCAGUAUAUUAAAAAGUAGUUGAGUAUUAAGUAAAGGUUUUUGAUAUUCAUGAGGGGCCUGAUGGGGGGUCUCAUCACGAUUCACGAGUUGAUUUUUUUGUCAAUCACGAUUCACAGAAAAUAAAUUUCCAUGAUCACGGAUCAAGAAAAUAUAAAAAGAGUAAUAAAUCUGUAGAAAAACGGAUCACGAUAGCGAAAAUGCGCCGAUCACGAAGAACGAAAAUAACCCAUCAGGCCCCUCAUUCAUCACCUUCAUCAGCCACAAACAUAAAUUUUCAAUCUUUCCUACUACUCUGUCUAAAAAAUAACAUGUUCUCAUGAAAGAUGAAUGGUUGGAGCCUUAUGACCAAUGGAAACUUUCCGGAUUUGAAUUGCCAGAUUUUAGUAUUUUCCUAUGUUUUUUUUUAUGCUCAACAAUCGUAUGGUUAAAAGUGUGACUGACUGUUGAUUGUGCCAUUUGAUAUUCAUUCAUUUUUUCUAUAAAAAAGCCAGACUUUAAAUUUUCACAAGAACAUUAAUGUCAAUUUUAUGUAUUUAUUUUCUUUAAUCAUAUUGAAUUUAAAUAGAAUGAAUAAUCUUUAUUUGAAGAAGAUAACCUUAUUAGUUGAAGUUAUCUUCCUGAGAGUCCUCAAAUAAUGAUAAUAAAUUAAAAGUUACAAAUUAGAUUUAGAACUUUUUACAACUGAAAGGGAUUAUCCUCUUUAAUGAAAUGGUAUGGGCAUUGAAUCUCAAAUAUGAACAUCAGACUUGUUAAUUUUGAUAGAUAAAUACAAAAUACAGAGGUGCUGGACCAUAGAUGAUAAAUCCUGGAUAGCUACCUGUUUCAGAAUAUAUUCAGAUACAUUAAGACAGUCAACUUAAUUAGAAUUAUUCGAUUGAUAGAUUGUUGUUUGUUUAACCUCCAUUUUAAAGAUAAUUAUUAGGAUAUUUUGAUAAUGUAUGGUAUCUUGAUAAUGUAUGGUAUCUUGAUAAUGUAUGGUAUCUUGAUAAUAUAUGGUAUCUUUAUAAUUAUGUUAUGAUUUUCCAUUUAUAUUUUUCUGAUGAAAUCCAAAUUUGGACAUAUUUGUUAUAAAAUAUACCAAAUAAACAUUAAAGGCGGACACUCUCCAAAUUUGGACAUAUUUGUUAUUAAAUAUGCCAGAUAAACAUUUAAGGUUGACAUAAGUAGGCAGAAAUUUUUCCAGAUAUUUCAAUACAUUUUCUGGACCUACUAAUUUUCUGGUUUUUUAUAAGCAUGACCGCUAGUAAUAUUUUUAUUUUUACCUUGUUAUUGAAGAUAAAGGAUGAAGAAAAAUGCUAAUGUAUCUAAUAGAAAAACAAAAGAUAUGGGUUAUCCAUCCAUGACACAAAAUCAGUAAAUGCACAACAACAAAAAAACCCACAAAAAGUAAAGGAACAGCGCUUUUAUUGCUGUUCAUCUCAAAUUCACAGUGAGACCUCAACACGAAGCAAAAAAACUCUCAUCUCACUGCAAGUUUAAGACAGCCCCUAGCACCGCCUUAAGCGGAAUUCUAGACCAUGAUUGGACACAUGAGUAUGACAUGAUUACAUUGUAAAAAAUACCUAGAUAGUCUGUGCAAAGCAAACAUGACUUCAACAAAAAUUUGGAAACGCUGUUUAUCUGAUUAAUUUCUUUGAAGGACUCAACUAGUUUUAACAGUUUUUCCUAGUCCCAAAUAUUUGAUUUAGAAAAAAAAAAAAUUCUAGUUUGAUUUUUAUGUCUCAAAAUUAAAAAUAUUGGACUACCGGUAAUCUUGACUGGUCUGGAUACUAUAAAACACACAACACAAAAUUGUUUUUCAAAAAGUUGUCUUAUUUCAACUAUUUGUCUUCAAUUUGCAGGUUAUAAAUUAACCCGUUCUCAAUUCUUGAUAGAUAGCAACCAUGCUCACAAGGUGUUACAGAUAGAAAGGUGGAAAUUUUUUCCAAGAAAAUAAGGCUAUGAAUGUUUAUUUUAUUAUUUUUUUUUGUCAAAAUAGUGCUCUGCCAUUAAUUUAUGAGCAGGUCCGCUUGUAUAUUAUCAUAAACUUCUUUAUUGCAUUUUAAAUGCUACUUGUAUACUGUAAAUAUGUAAAUUGUAAAAUAUAAUUUAUAACAAAUUACUAGCGCUAAUUUUUCUUGUUUUAUUAUAUAAAAGUUGUACUUUGAA
Molecule: messenger RNA, 7448 nt
Organism: Mytilus californianus (California mussel)
Lineage: Eukaryota; Metazoa; Mollusca; Bivalvia; Mytilida; Mytilidae
Product: E3 ubiquitin-protein ligase CBL-like
Exons: 14
Coding region: 16-2217 (733 amino acids)
Biological process (GO): negative regulation of epidermal growth factor-activated receptor activity; cell surface receptor signaling pathway
Cellular component (GO): plasma membrane; membrane raft
Molecular function (GO): receptor tyrosine kinase binding; SH3 domain binding; calcium ion binding
Source: RefSeq, a predicted model, not a curated record